AUGGUCCUCGCUGCUUGUUCAUUUGCCACGACCAACUUUUCCCCGUCACAGCCAACCGUUCCCGAAUCUCCUCUCCAGGGCUCCUCGUGGGCUCCUCCGAAGCCUCAUCUUCCCGACAACGCGUUUAUGAUUCUCAAGGCACAAUUGUCUAAGAAUACUACGCUAAGCAGAGAAAAUUUCUCAAAGCGGAACCUUGAUGACCCCUGGAUCCUUGCGAACUGCACAAUUGUUAGAACGCUGGUGAAGAAGUACAGCGGGUGUGGCACGCACCCUAACCAAAUCCGAUCAAUAAAUAUCACGACACGCGAGAUCGGAUUAAGCAGCAAGGCUUGCUGA
Histoplasma mississippiense is the source of this 336-nucleotide messenger RNA. RefSeq lists its product with no specific name. The transcript is spliced from 4 exons. The record is from RefSeq and is a predicted model, not a curated record. NCBI's taxonomy places the organism in Eukaryota, Fungi, Ascomycota, Eurotiomycetes, Onygenales, Ajellomycetaceae. The coding region runs from base 1 to 336 and encodes 111 amino acids.